Messenger RNA from Myripristis murdjan (pinecone soldierfish), 4962 nucleotides. It is a transcript of the gene tom1l2a, whose product is annotated as target of myb1 like 2 membrane trafficking protein a. The record is from RefSeq and is a predicted model, not a curated record. Gene Ontology annotation, cellular component: endosome; membrane. Lineage: Eukaryota; Metazoa; Chordata; Actinopteri; Holocentriformes; Holocentridae. The transcript has 17 exons. Gene Ontology annotation, biological process: signal transduction. Gene Ontology annotation, molecular function: ubiquitin binding; phosphatidylinositol binding; clathrin binding. Bases 31 to 1674 code for a protein of 547 amino acids.
UCAUUCCCGAGCGGAUUGUUUGUUGUCAAGAUGGAGUUCUUACUAGGCAAUCCGUACAGCACUCCCGUGGGCCAGUGUAUAGAGAGGGCCACGGAUGGGGGCCUGCAGAAUGAGGACUGGACCCUCAACAUGGAGAUCUGCGAUAUCAUCAAUGAGACAGAGGAGGGGCCAAAAGAUGCUGUUCGGGCGCUGAAGAAGAGACUUAGUGGCAACAAGAACUACAGAGAGGUGAUGUUGGCACUAACGGUAUUGGAGACAUGUGUGAAGAACUGUGGUCACAGGUUUCACGUCCAGGUGGCCAACAGGGAUUUCAUUGAUGGCGUGCUGGUCAAAAUUAUUUCCCCCAAAACCAACCCACCAACCAUUGUACAAGACAAAGUGCUGGCCCUCAUACAGGCCUGGGCGGAUGCCUUCAGGAGUAGCCCUGACCUGACUGGAGUUGUCCAUAUUUAUGAGGAACUGAAGAGGAAAGGCAUUGAGUUCCCAAUGGCAGACCUGGAUGCGCUGUCUCCUAUCCACACACCACAGAGGGGUGUACCAGAGGUGGACCCAGCCAUGCUGAAAUACAAAGCCCCUGCUUCCCCUGCUGGUGGACUCCCUAAACCUGCAGCCAGCACGGCACCUGUCACUGCCACACAGAUCCCCCACAUCCCUAGUGUUCCUGGCCCCAUCACAGCAACCCCUGAACAGAUUGCCCGACUGCGUAGCGAGCUGGACAUUGUGAGAGGAAACACCAAAGUCAUGUCAGAGAUGCUAACAGAGAUGGUCCCCGGCCAGGAAGACGCCUCUGACCUAGAACUGCUUCAGGAGCUGAACAGGACAUGCAGGGCCAUGCAGCAGAGAGUAGUUGAACUGAUUUCUCGCGUCUCCAACGAGGAGGUGACUGAGGAGCUGCUACAUGUCAAUGAUGACCUCAACAACAUUUUCCUUCGUUACGAGAGAUACGAGAGGUACAGGUCGGGUAGAGCCACACAGAACAAUGGGCUGAUGGAGAUGUUGAAUGAAGCCACAGAGGACAACCUGAUAGACCUGGGCCCAGGCUCCCCCGCCGUGGUCACUCCCAGGAUCACCUCCAGCCCACCGCCACAAACCACUGCUGGGGCCACUGCCUCCCCGGCCCGCAACCCCACCACAGCGUCGCUAUCCACAGCACUGGCUGGUCUAGAUGUGGGUUCAGAAAGUGUGAGAGGCACCCUAUCCUCUCUUUCAGGCCAAAACCAGGAUGACUUUGACAUGUUUGCUCAGACCAGGACCAGCUCUCUGGCUGACCAACGCAAAAAUGUAAAGUAUGAGGACCCUCAGGCUCUGGGCGGCCUGGCCUCGGCUCUGGAUGUCAGACAACAGAACACAGGAGGGCUGAGGGUAAAAGGGGAUGAUAACCCAGCAGAUCAGGAGCUGCCCAUAGACAGCUGGCUUAUUACCCAAGGAAUGAUCCCCGUAUCGCAGUCCUCUGUCAUGGAUGACAUAGAGGAGUGGCUCUGUACUGACGUGAGAGGUGAUGGUUCUGAUGAAGGGGUGACCAGUGAAGAGUUUGAUAAGUUCUUGGAGGAGCGAGCAAAGGCAGCAGACUCCUUACCAUCUCCCCCUGGAGGAAACCCCGCUCCCCCUGUUGGUGCCUCGAGCAGCUCCCACAAGAAGGCCGAGCGGACAGAAGACGCCCUUUUUGCCUUGUAGACUCUUCGCGCAGGGACUCUGUCUUUGUGUGGGGUUAUCUAAAGGUCUCUGCCUUUCUCAGACCCACCCCUAACUUUCCUUGCAGUCUCAUUUCAUUGCUAGCCAGGAGAGGUGUAGCAAAUGAUAUCACCUCCUUUCCGUCUUCUUGCCAGUGUUGCCGUAACAUGCAGAGGUCCAACAUGCUUGCUGCCCAGUGCUGCGUCGUGUGUCACUAUAUAUCGACUUGUUGAUCUGUUAGUGAGGGAUCUGCUUGCAGCCCUGCAUCUCAUUUGUAACGCUCCACCAAAGGAAGGCAAACUAACAUUGCUAGAUGUGGUUUAAAAAGAAAUACAUGCUGUGGCUCUGUCAGUGCGUAUUUCUGCAAAAUGGGAAAGAUGGAUGGAAAAAUUUCACUGAAGGCCCGCACAUUGAGGCAGUAUGAAAAGAUACAACUAGGAAUAUAUUGUGAUGUUUUACUACGUUCAGCUAAUUUAUGCAUUUAUUCUGUUAAUGGUUUGUAUUGUACUAUGUACUAGCGCUGUGGUCAUUGUUCCUCCAUAGAUUUUUUUUUUUAAAAUACAAGUUCUCCAGUUUAGAUUUCUGUUAAUGCCUGUAAUAAUGGAAUACUGUAUAUACGGACUGGGAACAAGUUAUUACUCAUUUUGCCAGAAGCAGUGUGGAUAGAGACUGAUGUUAGCAGGCUAAUUUGCUAACUUGGUAAAUAAUAGCUAAAUCAUAGCUAACCUUGAUAAUCUGUAUGUUAGCAUUUCCUUUAAUCAAAGGGAAUACAAAACAAACUUAGCUGUAAAGCACUUGUUAGCAUUGACUCUUGUUUUUAGUGGCUUAGGGAAAGGGAAAUGCUCAUGUAGUCUUUGCCAUCAGUCUUUUCAGUCCUAUCUGAAAAGGUACAAUAGGAUGACUAGGGAUGCACAAUAUUGGAGUUUUUGCCGAUAUCCGAUAUGCCAAUAUUGUCCAACUUUUUUGGCCAGUACUGAUACCAAUACCGAUACAUGCACAUAUUUUUUUCCACCUAAUUGCAGAGGACAUCAGUGGAUUUAACAUUUUAUUAUGCCUGCUCUUAUUGUGAAGGCCCACUGGCAGAUGCAGACAUAAAAUACGAUGAUUUUCAAAAUGUACACAUUCCACAGAGCAAAAUAAGAAUACUACUUCAACUUAUAUUAUGUAAAACAUGCCAUAUUUAUUUUUUAUAUAACAUCUUCUUUCAAACAAAACUGUAAGAUUCAUCCUACUGAAACAAUCUUGGGUGAUGCUCUGCCUGAGAAAAUCCUGACAACAGCCACAUCAAGGGCAGAUUUGACAUAUUUCACAUAUCGGCAUGUCGCAUAGGCAGCAAUCUUCAUUCAGGCCAAUACUGAUAGUUCAUUUCCAAAGCUGAUAUCGGCCAAUACCGAUGUCAUGCCGAUAUUACCGUGCAUCCCUGAAAAUGACUAAAGAAUUAGACAACAGAAAAUUUUACCAACAAACAGGCUUUGAGCCAUUCCAAAGAAUCUUGAGGCUUUAAUGUCCAAUAAAUGCUUAAAAUUCACAUCUUAAACAAUAACCAUGUUCAGAAAUUAGAGGCUAUUGUGAACAUUUUCCUUCCCCUGAUAUGUUCAUGCCUGUGCACUUUGAAGCAAAAACAGAAAGAAAAAAAAACAAAUCUGUAUAUUAUUCUUUAUGUUUACAAGAUGGUUACUAUUUUUAUAUGGGAUGGGAAAUAGUCUGAAGUUGACUUCAAUUUGCACAUAGCUUUUCUAACUUAAAUUCCAGCUCUUGUCCACGUUGCAAAACACACACUUACAACCUUUUAAAGAAAAAUCAAAAUUACAUGAACACGCAAGACAAAAUAUGGCACUGAAAUUAUCAGCAUGGCAUAGCGCUGGGAACAUAAUUGACUAAAAGAAGGAGAAAAAAGUGUAGCAUACAAAAAUGCUCUAUUGUAAAGGAAGUAUUCAUAUGUAGAUCUUGACAUACUAUAUAUGUACUGUAUAUACCUCAAAAUACAGGAAUAUUAGUUUCUGUAUCUGGUUUAAAAACAAUGUAUUGGCUCAUAGUAAUAUCCAGAAGACAGUGACUCAUGUAUUAUUUGAUCCAUUGAUUGUAUUUUUGUAGUUCAUGGCAAAAAAGAAAAAAAAAUCACCUGUGUUUGUACAGUAAUUGUUCAUCUUUAUGUGGUUACUGCAGCUUGCACUGAGGUGCAUGACCAAACAAACGCAUUUAUGCUUUGUUCAGCAUUAAAUAUGAAACUUGGUUUGUGCAGUCAAAGACGUAUUUUCAUUCCUGGCAUAUUAUUAUCUAUCUGCCCUUGCUGGAGCUGCUGGGUACCACUUCUGUGACUGACUGAUUUCAGCAAAGUAGCUCUAAGUGGAGUUUGUCUUUGGUGUGCUGCUGACAAGUAUGUAAGAUCACACUUGCAGGCAAACGCAGUUCUGCCUUCGUUGAAGCUCUUUUGCUGACACACUGGUUUGUUCUAACUUUGCUCUGCACUUCAAAGAGUUUUUCUUUUUUUUUUUCUCCAGUCAGUCCCUUAAAGACCAAAAGCCUUGUCAAUUUAGAACCAGCCUAUUUGACUUUCGUCCCAAGUUUAUUCAAGCUGAACCAUGUAUGGGAGCUUCUUGUUGAGUUAUCAGUCAACAGUAUAGACUUUCCACCAGAGGGAAAUGCUCAUGAUUUGUUAUACUUGUUAACAUAACUGCAACAUUGACUUUGGAAAUUAUUUGUGUAAGUUGUCUUAUUAUGAUUAAAUAUUUAAAUGCAUUUUAUUAGAACAAAGUAAACAAUUAUUAAUAUCAGCUUUAACUUUGCUUUAUGGCUAGAGUUUUAAAGGUUUUAGUCUGUGCCUCUAAUGAGGUAACCUGAUAACUGAAAUAAUAGCAUCAAAUUUACAAUCAAGCAUUGUGUUCACUUUAAAAAGCUCUUACCAUGCAGACUGAACAAUGAUUAUUAUUUAAAAUGUAACAGGAUCCUUUUAAAGGGAGAUACAUUUUAUGUUUGUGUGCUGCAUAUUUCUGAAUUUGUAACAGAUUGUACUGUUUUAACUGCUUUUUUGAAGCUUAAGCCCAGAUUGCAACAUGUAUUCCUCGAAACUCUGGCUAUCUCAGAAUGGUGACUGAAUGUCUUGAUAUCGAUGAGGCAGAAUGUUUUGCUAAAACAUCGCGGACAUGGAAGAGGGGCUUGUUUUCUGUCAGUGCGUGUCCCAUGUCUGUUCGGCUGUGCUACCUGCUGCCAUUACCUAUGGUUCAGAUCUCUGUUUGACCUAAUGCACGUAUUUAAACUGCCCAAUAAAACACUAGCAGUGUGUGACCUCUA